AUAGGUUUGUUUUGUAAUUUGACAGAUGGACUUGUUUGCAUCUGGAAAUUCAAAAAAGAAAUGUAAAUGUUUAUUAUUGUUCUCAAUUUUUUAUUUCCAUACAUAAUAUAAAUGGUAAUCCCAACAAAAAGGUUGAUGGAAAGAAGAUGAUGGAAAAAACUGAAAACGACCAGUCUGAGAUACAUUUGGAGGAUUUUCCCCACAUUUGCCGAAUUUGUCUGAAGAAUGAAGAUUUAAGAUCAUUCGAAGGCGAAGAUUAUCUAUUGGAUCUAUUUCGAAUCAUUACGAAUAUUGAUGUUCAUUCAACGGUCCAUUUUCCGAGAAAUAUAUGCAAGGAAUGCAUAAGCAGGUUAGAAGAUAUCUCGUUGUUUAUCGAGUUUUCAAAAUGUAGUGAUGGCAUGCUGGGAAAAAACCCCGAAAACCAUGAAGAAACAAAAUUAUAUGGAAAGGAUGUAAAAACUGAAAAAACUUGCUAUAAGAAUGAUGAGGAAUCUCAAGUUUGUCGGAUCUGUUUGUCACAAAGUAACUCGAUGCCGUUUGAAGGUAUAACACACCUCAUGGAGGUGUUCCAGAGAAUUACAAACAUUGAUGUCAAACCUAAAAUCAAUGUUGAACAGACGAUAUGCAAGACAUGCAGUGAUAAAUUAGAAGAGAUUUCAGUCUUCAUCAGUUCAUCAUUAAGCAACAAUAAGAAGCUGGAAGAUGCCCUUGUCCUUAACAGGCCUAUAAAAAUCGAAAAAGAUAUGAAUGAUGACGGUUCCACGAGGUUUUGUAAAAUAAACUACGAAAGUAUUUUUGAUGAGAGAGAAAUCAAAAACCCAGAUAUCGAUAUAAAACAAGAAGAACUCGACUACGAACCAUCAGCUUCUGGAUCAGAAUUCUGCUCACAAGAAACUGAAGAAAAUCCGACGGUGAAGGACCAAUUCAAGUGUGAAUCCUGCGAAAAAUGUUUCACCCGCAAGAAGUAUUUGCAGCAGCAUCUGCUGACCCAUAUCGGCAACAAGCCGUACCAGUGCAAUCUCUGCGAGAAGAGAUUCGCCUUGAAGCAUCAUGUCGAGGGGCAUUUGCUGACCCAUACGGGGGAGACGAAGAAACCAUUCAAGUGCGACAUCUGUGAAUCUAGAUUUACGGGGAAAGUGCUCCUGCAGAGGCAUUUACUCAUCCAUGGCGGUGAAAAGCCGCUGAAGUGUGACCUUUGUGAGAAGAGGUUCAUUGGCCAGAGCGAUUUGAACAGGCAUUCGUUCAUCCACUCCGAGCAAAAACAGUUCAAGUGCGAGUUCUGCGAUAAGCGCUUUACUUUCAAGCUGACUAUGAAAAGGCACAUGCUCAAUCAUAGCGAGGAGAAGCCGUUUAGAUGUGACUUGUGCGAGAAGCGUUUCACUCUCAAUUAUCUACUGCAAAGGCAUAUGAAACGGCACACUAAGAAAAACGGUUCUAUGAUGAGAUAAUAAGAUAAGAAUUUAUUGGUGUUCAUGAUACAAUAGUACAUAAGGCGAAAAGACAACAAACAUAGUAUGUUUAGACACGUCACAUUUAAAAUAUAAGAAAAACUAGCUACAAAGGUGCCAUUUCAUUAAAUUGUUAAAUUGUCCAAACUGCAUCAAAAACAUCAUUUAUGUUAUAAAAUGCUUGGCUUACAAGUGCCCGCUUCACCUCAAGUUUAAGUUUUUUUAAUUGAAAAGUUUUUUUCAUUCUUGCGGAAGAGUAUUAUAUAUUUUGCUUUGUUAUUUCCUCUAAUAUACUGCGAUUUAUUGAUGUAACUAUAAAUGAGGAAUCAUCUGCAUAAAGAAAUGUGUAUGCAAUGUCAACAUAUAAUGGCAACUCAAUUAUAUACAAAAAUAAAUAGAAGAGGACCUAACACGGAUCCUUGGGGAACUCCA
Molecule: messenger RNA, 1880 nt
Organism: Leptinotarsa decemlineata (Colorado potato beetle)
Lineage: Eukaryota; Metazoa; Arthropoda; Insecta; Coleoptera; Chrysomelidae
Biological process (GO): regulation of transcription by RNA polymerase II
Cellular component (GO): nucleus
Molecular function (GO): zinc ion binding; DNA-binding transcription factor activity, RNA polymerase II-specific
Source: RefSeq, a predicted model, not a curated record